Molecule: messenger RNA, 1853 nt
Organism: Xyrauchen texanus (razorback sucker)
Lineage: Eukaryota; Metazoa; Chordata; Actinopteri; Cypriniformes; Catostomidae
Product: forkhead box protein E4-like
Exons: 1
Coding region: 202-1467 (421 amino acids)
Biological process (GO): anatomical structure morphogenesis; cell differentiation; regulation of transcription by RNA polymerase II
Molecular function (GO): DNA-binding transcription factor activity, RNA polymerase II-specific; RNA polymerase II cis-regulatory region sequence-specific DNA binding
Source: RefSeq, a predicted model, not a curated record
UCACUCGGCCCGCUCUAUAAAACUACCCCCGACUCACUCACCUGGUUAGACAAACACCUCUCUAAUCUACAGCUGAGAACACGAAUCUUUCAACUUUAUUGUCAGCAUUCAUACUUUGGCAAACUAAGAAAACAUUUUUAUUUUAUUUAUUUUUCAAAUUAAACUUAAAUUUACUCAAAAAUAUUAUACAAAACAACUUUUAUGAAUCUUGCUGAUUUUUCAUAUUUCACGGGCAUGUGCAACAUGACGGCAGACUCCCAGCAGUCGCCAGCCGAGGCGGCCAGUCCAGUGGUGGUGUCUCCUAACGUGAGCCUGGACUCACCGAUUCCUCCAUCACUGAACCACCAAGUCCGUUCCAAAGAUGGUGUUCUCGUUAAAGCUGAGCCUCAGGGCAGCAGUCCAAACACAGACAAAGAGGAAGGGCUUUCACUGGGACAAACCGAGGAGCAUCUGCUCGCCACUGGAAGCCGGCGAAGGAAAAGGCCCGUACAGCGAGGAAAACCGCCCUACAGUUACAUCGCCCUUAUAGCAAUGGCCAUUGCCAAUUCACCUGAGAGAAAACUUACCCUGGGAGGCAUCUAUAAAUUUAUCAUGGAGCGCUUUCCCUUUUACCGUGAGAACUCGAAAAAGUGGCAAAAUUCUAUACGUCAUAAUCUCACCCUCAACGACUGUUUCGUGAAGAUCCCUCGGGAACCCGGUAGGCCUGGCAAAGGGAACUAUUGGACGCUUGACCCAGCCGCUGAGGACAUGUUUGACAACGGAAGUUUUUUGCGAAGGAGGAAAAGGUUCAAGCGGACUGAUGUUAGCACAUAUCCUGGGUACAUGCAAAGCUCCAGUGCUUUCACGCCCACACCAAUGGGCAGACAGACAUACGCCAACACAUUGUACCCGGGUAUGACGUCGGGCUACGGGUCUCAGCUGACUGGAUCUCCGCACCCAGCGAUGCUCCAUCACUAUCAGACAUCGGCCGGGGUCGCGCAAGGUCAGCCCAGGAUGUUCAGCAUCGAUAACAUUAUUAGUCAGCAGUCAGUGAUGCAAAGCGGACCAGGAGGAGACCUCAACCCACAGUCCCUCGGCCUGGGCACAGGAGACCUGGGUACCAUGACCUCCAGCUGUUCCGUAUCUACUUCUGAUCCAACCUGCUUUCAGACCCAGUCGGUAAACCCUACAGGUAACAUGCUGUGCAGGAACACCGGAUCUCUUACUACCAACAUGACAGUCGGCUACACUUACCCCCCGUCGGCUUCACCUACACACUUGUCCGGGGUCACGCAGUCCAGCUUCUCUCCGGAUGGUUCACAUGUGUAUUGUACAGGGAACAGGAUUUCGCUGCCAGCUGUGCGCUCUGGGUCGUGCGCCGAGCUUACAGAUCCCCUUUUAGGUCUUUCCGGGCAAGCAAUGAACUCUUACAAUAAUUCAUAUGUGAGACAAGCAAAUUAUGCCUCUGGACUGGAGCGAUACAUGUGAAAUAUCGACCAAAUAUCAUGCACUGACAACCCAUUUUGCAGUUUUACAUUAACAGAUAAAGGAACUACAUAUGAGUGUUCAGACGACUGACGAAUUCGUCUGGUAGCCUUCAUCACACUGCUAACGAUCGAAUUGAUUCUUAAUCUUUACGAGUGCUGGAUGUGUAACACAAGUUGUGCACCAUGGCAAAAUGAGCACGUUGUGUUGUUACCUAAAAGAAGAAGAAUUACAGUUCUGUUAUUGCAAUGUAGGUUAAUUUGAUACUUUGUUUGGAUAUGUAUAUAUAAUGUAUGCUUCUAUAUUUCUCGUCCCACUGAUACGAGAAAACUGACCGUCAGUCCCAUUAAAAAAAAAAAAAAAAAACAUUUUGUAAGCCAAUAAAUAUG